This is a messenger RNA of Mizuhopecten yessoensis (Yesso scallop), 3388 nucleotides long. RefSeq names its product putative GPI-anchored protein pfl2. The transcript has 6 exons. NCBI's taxonomy places the organism in Eukaryota, Metazoa, Mollusca, Bivalvia, Pectinida, Pectinidae. The record is from RefSeq and is a predicted model, not a curated record. The coding region runs from base 1125 to 2837 and encodes 570 amino acids.
UUGAUUAUUUUUCCAACAUUUUCAAAUCCCGAGUUAUAUAUUCUACCAUAAUAUACAAACGUAUGUUAAUUAUAUCUAUUAUACCCAGUAAAAUGUAAUGCUAGUCGUUUUCGUGUCUACACAGUUCGCAUAAAUAAUCUUAUAAUUUAAAUUAAGCUGUGCUGAUUUAUGUCUGCGUGAUGCCUAUAUGUCUUUAUUUCAUAAUAAGCUGCUCGUUUUUAUUUAUUCUGGCCCUCUGAGCAUAUUUUGUGUAUGGAACCUAGAUAUAUUUGGGAAGGAUUUUUCAUUGGCAGUCGCCCUUUGGUCGACAGUCGAUAAACGAUAAACUUUAACGUCAUGCUUUAUGCCAGAUGUUUAUUUCAAUCAAUCGAAUCCACCAAUCUAGAGGCAUCGCUCGUCAACACAUUUAAUCAACAUUUGGCAGAGUUACAAACAUUAUUUCAAGUCGCCUUCGUGGUAACUUUAUGAAAAUUCUGACCGUGAGCCUGACAGGUUUUAAGAAGAUUUUUUUUCUGUCCGAUAGCCAAUCUUCAAAUACUUGUACGGGUACAUUUGCGGGAGAGGUUUUUGGAAGAGCGUUGGUCUGUUGGAAAAUAAUACACGAACGCAUAUGGUCUUUCUUCCAAUAGUUCAUGGUUAUCGCAAGCGUGUAACAUUACUCGAUAUUAAACGAAAAUUUUGUGAGUACACAAAAAUGACAUGUUUCAAAAGACAGUUCAUGAAAUCAACAGCUUUAUUCCUUCUUUGAAUGUAAUGAAAUGUAUUUCUUCACAAUUGUCUUAUUGUGAAUUUACUCGAAAAUAAUUAUUUCAUGACGAAAUAUGUUAUAAUAUAUAUUUUACCUCUGCCUCUGUGAUUACGUAACACAAUACCAUUCACCAAAUAUUAAGUACUGGUUUACGAACAAUAGAUAUUGUAAUAUCAUGACGAGAUUGUGCAGUCAUGAUACAAUGACCUCACUAAAAACGAUCUGCUGCAGUCAUAUAUAUACACGGGAAGACCCGAGUAUGAGAUCAGAACGUCUUGGUAUGCAAUACACCAUGUACUGACAGCAGAGAUGGUAUCUCACACGUGAACAGCUUACGGAUACGAAUACUGAGUAAACGUUUAAAGUACAAUUGUCAAUGGAUAGGACGGGUGUUUACAUAGUGGUAUGUGUGGCCAGCAUCAGCGGUGUGUUGGGCCUGUAUCGUCACACAUACUCCGCCUGCUAUGGGAUCACUACAGACAAUUUCAUUAAGGCUUCCUGUCCCGGCGAUGACGAGAGGAUCGUGAUGGAUUCCGUGUAUGCCUACGCGAAACCUUUGUCAUCAAAUUGUCCCCAAGUUAUGACCAGUGCAGCGACUACCCCGGAGUCAUGCUGUCAGUACGAUACUGGCGACUGUGGAUUUGAGUACGAUGGCUUCAACAAGAAUACUUAUUUUGAGAACUGUCAUGGCCGAACCACGUGUUCAUGGACGCCCGUUGCCUGGGCCAACACGCCCUGUAACUCCUCGAUAUAUAUCGCUCGGACAAAUUAUAUGGCGGUCUACUUUUACUGUAUAUCAGAAAAUGAUGUGAAGGACGUAAGUGAUGACGGAAGUGUCAACACCACUACUGCCCUACUGCUGAAUCCUGGGUAUGAGUCUGGCAACGACACUGGCACUUUGCCAGCAAACUCGUCAUACAAAUGUUCUGUAUCAGCAUCGUGUGCCACGAGUCUCAAAAUACGAGCCCUUAAUUUAAAUUUUACGGAAAACGGGGGAAUUUGUGGACAAUCGCUGACCAUAACAGACGGAACCAACACACAAGUUUUAAUGUGUGAUUCGAACACCAACUACCUUCCCUACGACCUGAAUAUCGGAAACAAUACUCAUUAUCUCGAAAUACAAGUAAACAACACUUUGAAUACGGACUCUGGGUAUUUUCUUCUCCAGAUUGGAAGCGACCAUGGUGAUGAUACUGUGACGUUAGCGUGUGGAACAUCUGUAGGGGAAGGAAAGGUACCGGCUGAAGAUCUGCCUGCUUGUUCUAAUACAACAACAACCACGGACAAAACUACCGAUACAACCACAGUGUCUACGGACAAUACUACCGAUACCUCAACAGUAUCCACUGGCAACACCACUGACAUAACAACAUCCACGGACAAUACUACCGAUACAACAACAGUAUCCACUGGCAACACCACUGACAUAACAACAUCCACGGACGAUACUACCGAUACAACAACAGUAUCCACUGGCAACACCACUGACAAUAACACCGGAACAAUAACAUCCUCUCACAAUAACAUCAAAACAACGCUUUCGUUGGGACUAACACCAAAUGUUCUAGCCCCAGCACCAACACAAUUACCAGUAGAUGAAGGAGGAAUACCUCUCUGGGUCAUCCCUCUUGUCGUUCUGGUGGUACUCUUUGUGAUUCUUAUCGUAUUGGUCCUCUGCAAGAAUAGAAUAAAGGACCUGUAUUUCAAAAAGUGCAAGUCUGCUAUACAUCCCGAUACAGAAACGAGCCCUCCUGAAUCGGAUGAAUGUGCUCUAUUUGCCUCCUUUGAGAAACCGGUAUUAUCUCAAGUGGCCCCUGUGUCCCAAUUUAUGAGUUCUCUCCCUCUUCCUGCUUUAAAUGGAAGGCAGAAACUUUCUCCAAUUACCCAAACGUCAAUUUCUGAGGGGAAAGGGGGAAAGGCAGAAUCACAAAAAGGUACAAAGACAGGUAAACAUAAACACAAGAAGAAAAGGAAGCACAAAGGUGACAAAAAGAAGAAAAAUGAUGCGUUUGAGGUUACACAGAUCGAUGAUCUUAGGACAUCUAUAAAGUCUACAUCUGUAACUAUAGACGUGGUUACAGUGACCUAGUACAAACACUGGACCUUCGUACUCCGGCGUAUAGAAACAAUGGUAAAUUUUGCUUUGAAAGCACAAAUGUAUAGUUCGAUAUCAAUUAUUGUUAGAGACGUUAUGCUACAUAAUGAGACACGUGUCAAAACCAAAGUUUAAAAACGAUAAACAUGUUUGCUAUAAAAUAGCUAGCAUUAUGUUUUUAAUUGUUUCUAUUUUUUGUAAAUGAUAUAUGACUGCAAUCAUCAUAUAUGGAGGCAUUCGGUGUGGUGUCCGUUCACGCCGAUCUAGGUUUCUAGUCAUUGGCUAAUUUUCUUCGUCGUUUUUGUUUCUGUGAUAUAUCAAAUUGAUAAAUAUGUCUUUUGGUUUGUUACGGCCCAUCGAAAAUUUGAUUCAUUUAGGUGCGUCAUAGUAAUAAACACAAUAUAUCUUAUACACUAUUUGUUCCGAAGGUUUCAGAUUAGAAGUAUCGGUCGUAAUUGUGUUGUGUCUUGUAUAUUUGGCUUUAGUUCCCCAUGUUGGACAAUUCAGUGCCAAAAUCUUUUGUAUCACAGACAGAAGUAUGUUUU